Salvia miltiorrhiza (redroot sage) is the source of this 1531-nucleotide messenger RNA. Its product is annotated as peroxisome biogenesis protein 12. Gene Ontology annotation, cellular component: peroxisomal importomer complex; peroxisomal membrane. Gene Ontology annotation, molecular function: ubiquitin-protein transferase activity; zinc ion binding; protein binding. NCBI's taxonomy places the organism in Eukaryota, Viridiplantae, Streptophyta, Magnoliopsida, Lamiales, Lamiaceae. The record is from RefSeq and is a predicted model, not a curated record. The coding region runs from base 45 to 1223 and encodes 392 amino acids. The transcript has 10 exons. Gene Ontology annotation, biological process: protein import into peroxisome matrix; protein monoubiquitination.
AAACGAAGAGCACACAUACAGAGAGAGAGAGAGAGAGAGAAGAGAUGUUGUUUCAGGUGGGAGGGCAAGGAACGCGGCCGACAUUCUUCGAGAUGUCGGCCGCCCAGCAGCUGCCGUCAAGUGUACGCGCCGCUCUCACUUACUCACUCGGCGUAUUUGCUCUGAGAAGACCCUUCAUUCAUAAAAUUUUGGAUUAUGAAGAUGAGUUUUUUGCGCUGCUUAUGCUAGUCCUUGAAACUCACAGUUUGCGCACAACAGACGCUUCUUUUUCAGAAUCUUUAUAUGGCUUAAGGAGGAGGGGUGUUAAGAUUAAAUUGAAAAAGAGCAAUUUGCUUACAAAUUCCGCCGAUGAGGUCCAUCACACCGGCUUACAUAAACGUCAAAAAGUGCUAUCAGUUGUAUUUCUGGUUGUUUUACCGUAUUUGAAGUCAAAACUCCAAUCAACCUACAACAGGGAAAGAGAAGCCAGUCUUCAGGCAAGUCUUUGGGGAGAUAGUGAUGAAAGGUUUGAUGAUGACUAUGUUAGUAGAGGCAAUAAUUCCUUUGGGCCAAGGGACGUUUCAAAUGUUGAAGCAUCAGCUAGAGCUCGUUGUGUCAAGAGGUUAAGGAAGAUUGUUGGUGCUUGCUACCCUUGGCUGCAUGCUGGAAAUGAAGGAUUGUGUUUUGCCUAUCAGCUAUUAUACUUGUUGGAUGCCACUGGGUUCUACUCUCUGGGAUUACAUGCACUUGGCAUUCAUGUUUGUCGAGCUACUGGUCAAGAGCUGAUGGAUACAUCUUCCAGAAUUUCGAAAAUAAGAAGUCGUGAACGCGAGAGACUCCGUGGCUCCCCUUGGCUAAAGGCACUACAAGGUGGUUUACUCAGCUGUGCAUAUGCUGUUCUUGACUAUGCCCAGACUGGUUUGAUUGCAGCUGUAUUUUUCUUCAAAAUGAUGGAAUGGUGGUACCAGUCUGCUGAAGAAAGAAUGUCAGCGCCAACCGUAUAUCCUCCUCCUCCACCACCUCCACCUCCAAAGGUCGCGAAGGAGGGGAUUCCACUACCUCCAGAUAGGACUCUAUGCCCAUUAUGUUUGCAGAAGCGUGCAAAUCCAUCAGUAAUGGCCGUUUCAGGAUUUGUGUUUUGCUAUACUUGUGUAUUUAAAUAUACCAAUCAGUACAAACGCUGCCCCGUCACAUUGAUGCCUGCAGCGGUGGAUCAAAUCAGGAGGCUAUUCCAUGAUGUAUAACAGAUAGGUUUUUUCCUCACAUAGCUGCAGCUAUUUAGCUAUUACAAAAUUGAGGCUUCAUGGCCAUUGCUGCAUAUUGGAUCUACAGCUUACACCGAUGCUCGUUCGUUCGUAUCUUCUCCCACAGCAUUUAGCAGAAGAUUCUGCUGAAAUCUUCCCUCCUAAACUAUGUUUAGUUUCUCUCCAAUCAAAGAUGAAGAAAUAUGUAUAUGUCAUUUGCUUAGCUUUUGUAGAUUAACUCUAAAUCAUUUUUACAUUCUUGUUCAAUAAAAGUAAGAUGGGCAAAAACUCCAUUUAUUUGUUGUGCA